This is a messenger RNA of Oikopleura dioica, 942 nucleotides long. The record is from the annotation of a GenBank genome assembly. NCBI's taxonomy places the organism in Eukaryota, Metazoa, Chordata, Appendicularia, Copelata, Oikopleuridae.
AUGAAGGUCGAUAUUCACAACCAUAUUUUACCAAGAGAAUGGCCAAAUUUAAAAGAACGAUACGGAUAUGGCGGUUUCAUCCAGCUCAAGCACCGAGAAGACGGCCGGGCAGAUAUGAUGAAGGACGAAACUUUCUUCCGGACAAUCGAGCCGAAUUGCUGGGACCCAAAAGCGCGUCUAGCAGACAUGGACCGAACUGGAGUGACUGUUCAAGUUUUGAGCACUGUUCCCGUCAUGUUUUCUUACUGGGCCAAAGCUGCUGACUGCGCGGACUUGUGCAAAAUUAUUAAUGACGAUUUGGACUCGACGGUCAAGCACGAUGCAAAAAAAGAAACGGGGAUUGUUGGUUUUGAGAUCGGAACGACCAUCAAUGACAGAAACUUGGACGACCCAUAUUAUGAUCCUUUGUGGGCAGCUGCUGUGGAGCUGGAUUUCUCUUUCUUCAUUCAUCCUUGGGAUUUUCAGCGAGGAGGGUGCCUGGAAGCCUACUGGUCUCCCUGGCUGACUGGAAUGCCUCAGAGAACUGCUCAUGCUGCUUUGUGCCUCAUUCUUGGAGGCGUCUUGGACAGAUUUCCUUCGGCGAGAUUUUGUCUUGCUCAUGGCGGUGGGGCGUUUCCAUUCACAAUAGGAAGAUUUCAGCACGGGCACUUUUGUCGACCUGAUUUGUGCGCUACCAAUUGCGAAAAGACUCCAAAAGAGUAUCUCGGCAAAAUUUGGACGGAUUCACUUGUUCAUGACGAUCGUGCUCUAGAAUUUCUCGUCGACAUCAUUGGCAAAAAUCGAGUCUUGCUUGGAAGCGACUAUCCUUUUCCGCUUGGAGAAAUUGAUAGAGAGGGAAAAGUUGUCGAAGAUGCAAAGUUUUUGACUGCAGAAGAAAAGGAAAAUAUUCUUGCGAACAAUGUUUUUGAAUUUCUUGGUGUAGAAAGGGAGCGCUUUGAAUGA